GAAACAUUUCGCGCAUGAUGCAUCACGUACAGUGUCGCGACUGUUUUGCUCGACCCUAGACUGUAGAUCUAGAGUCGCCGAGCCGUCUGCGAUUGCCUACAUGUCUCCGUGCCCGUUGGGUCGGAAAAGCAGCGACCCACAUUCGUCACUGCGUCGUAUCGUCUUGGCUUUGCCGCACAUCUGCGUUUCCAGACCAAACCUACUGGCUACGGCGCCCGCUCUGCAUCUCGGUAUGCCGAUUCUAUCUACAAUACACUUCCCGCGAGCGGACCACCUCGACAUUUAAGAUGGACAGCUUUGUAACAGCGUAUCUUGUGCUCUAAGCAUACUCUUCACACCAUGUCCAGCCCACUUUGGCCCCCCUUGGACGGCUCGAUCUCUGUCGUACCUGGCUUCAUCGACUUCCACGCAGAGCACAAUCCAGACCGCCCAUGGGUCGUGUUCCCUUCGUCUUCGUCGCCAGACGGCAUCGGCAGUCUGACUUACGCAGACUAUGCCAAAGCGACGCAUAGAGUUGCACAUGCGUAUAGGCCAUACAGACAUGGACCGGAAGGGCAAGUCAUCGGGGUAUUGAUCAACUGUGAUACAAUACACUACGUGGCUAUCGAAUCUGGGCUUAUACGAGCUGGUCUCAUCCCUUUCUUGAUUUCGCACCGCAACUCCCCUGAGGCCGUCGCACACUUGCUCGAGAAGACGAGUGGUCACCGACUGUUGGUGCAGGACUCGACCAUUUCGCUCGCACACAGUGUCAAGAAGCUACUAGACACCAAGAGCUUUGACGUUUUCAUCGAGGAUCUCAUCCCGCUGCACGCACUCUUUCCAUCACUGUCCCUUGUCCAGCAGAAUGGUGCAGCGAAAGACCCGGAGCACUACCCGCCAGCACCGAUGCCUUGGAAGAAGGACGAUGUCGUGUAUAUCAUACACUCUUCUGGCUCAACGGGCCUACCAAAGCCUGUCCCGCAAACACAGGGGUUUAUGAGGCACUGGGUGACAUCCGACCAUAGCGUCGAAGGUCGAAAACGCAUGAUCCGCUGGGCGCCGAUGAUGCUCCCGCCCUUCCACGCGAUGGGAAUCAUGUUUAUUCUGGCUAUGCCGCUCGUCCAGGCCGAUGCCGUUGCGCUCUUUGCCCCGCAGGCACCCAAUCCCCCGCUCGUACCUAAUCCCGAAAAUACUCUCGAGGCUAGUCGCAUCACGCGGUCCAAUGGGCUGGUAGUCGUGCCUUCAGUGCUCGAGAUUUGUAGUCGAAACCCGGAGAGCAUCAGGUACCUCGCCACCCUGGACAUCGUAGCCUACGGUGGCGGUCCGCUUUCGCCAGCGUCAGGAAACAAGCUUGCCGCCGCGGGCGUGAAGCUGAGUAUCAUCUACGGUUCGACAGAAGGUGGCAGCUCCGUCGUCGCCUUCGACCUCGAUGAUUCGCAGGGGCCCGACGCGCCGUGGCGGACCAGCGCCGACUGGGAGUACUGCAAGUUUGCAGACUACAUCAAGCCGCGGUGGGUUCUUCAGGACGACGGCAGGUAUGAGCUGCAUAUGCUCACGCACGAGCACCAUCAGCCCAUGGUGGAAAACCUUCCUGACACGAAGGGCAACAACACCUCGGACUUGUGGGAGCCGCACCCGAAGAAAGCAGGAUACUGGCGCAUCGUUGGGCGUACAGACGACGUUAUCGUCCUGAGCUCGGGCGAGAAGAUCGUCCCCAUCCCACAGGAGCACCAUAUAGCUGCGAGUCCGCUCGUGAAGGGCGCGGUCAUGUUUGGGCGCACGAAGAUGCAGCCCGGGCUCCUGCUCGAACCUAUGCCCGAUCACGAGAUCGACCCGAACGACGACGCGCAGGUGGCAGAGUACCGGAACAAAGUUUGGCCCGUGGUCGAGGAGGCCAAUCAUCUUGGGCCUGCGUUCACCAGAGUCUUCAAGGAGACCAUCCUGGUCGCAAGUCCCAACAAGCCGCUGCCGCGCUCGGGCAAGGGCACCGUCCAGCGCAAGAUCACGCUCGACCUUUAUGCGCCCGAGAUCGAGAAGCUUUACGAAACUGUCGAGGACAGCACCAACUCCAUGGGCAUCAAUCCGCCGUAUUCAUGGCGCCCAGAAGACAUCCAAGACUGGCUGCUGGAACAUGCCGCGUCUCUGAACGAAGGGGUCACCCCACCGGCCGAUGCGGACAUAUUCUCGCAUGGCUUCGACAGCUUGAAUGCCACCUUGCUGCGAAAUCGUGUCGUUGGCGGCCUGCGUGCAUCGCAGAACAAGGCCGCGCAGCAAGCCGCUGCGACGAUUUCCCAGAACUUCAUCUUUGACUUCCCGCGAAUCGUGCUGAUGGCCCAGAUGAUUGCACAGCUCGUCGACCCGUCUUCCGUCGGCGUCGUAGAGAAGGACCGCGCGGAGCACAUCGUCGAGCUCAUCGACAAGUAUUCUGCAGACCUCCCGAGACCGCACGGACGAGCCGAGUACGCACCGGGCACCGUUGCGGUCCUCGUGACGGGCUCGACCGGCAACCUCGGCUCGCACAUCGUGGCAGCGCUUCUCGCGAACGAGUAUGUCGCGAAAGUUUACACUUUG
Messenger RNA from Phanerochaete carnosa HHB-10118-sp, 2550 nucleotides. RefSeq lists its product as uncharacterized. NCBI's taxonomy places the organism in Eukaryota, Fungi, Basidiomycota, Agaricomycetes, Polyporales, Phanerochaetaceae. The annotation marks the transcript as partial. The record is from RefSeq and is a predicted model, not a curated record. The transcript has 10 exons.